Oenanthe melanoleuca is the source of this 4489-nucleotide messenger RNA. It is a transcript of the gene STXBP5, whose product is annotated as syntaxin binding protein 5. NCBI's taxonomy places the organism in Eukaryota, Metazoa, Chordata, Aves, Passeriformes, Muscicapidae. The transcript is spliced from 29 exons. Bases 228 to 3764 code for a protein of 1178 amino acids. Gene Ontology annotation, molecular function: myosin II binding; GTPase activator activity; syntaxin binding. Gene Ontology annotation, biological process: regulation of exocytosis; regulation of protein secretion. The record is from RefSeq and is a predicted model, not a curated record. Gene Ontology annotation, cellular component: plasma membrane; cytoplasm; SNARE complex.
CUCCGUCUCCGAACCCGCGGGCCCCGAUGAGAAGCGCCCCUGCGCUGCCGGACUGACGCCUCGCCGCCCUCCCCGCGGACGAGGAGGAGCGCGGCGCCCCCAGCGCGGCCGCCCCUGCACCGCCCUCCCCGGCGGGGGCUCGUCUGCCGCCUGCGGGGCGGGCGGCGCGGCGGUGACAGCGCGGCGGCGGCGAGGCCGGGGCAGCGGGAGCGCCGCCGCCGAGGACCAUGAGGAAAUUUAACAUCAGGAAGGUGCUGGAUGGCCUGUCGGCGGUCUCUGCCGUCGCAUCGGCGUCGUCCGCCGCGCAGCAGCAGCAGGCGGGGAACCGGGAGACCGAAAUCCAGGAGACGCUCCAGUCCGAGCACUUCCAGCUCUGCAAGACUGUACGCCAUGGUUUCCCCUAUCAACCUUCAGCCUUGGCAUUUGAUCCGGUUCAGAAAAUACUGGCCAUUGGGACUCAGACUGGAGCACUAAGGCUCUUUGGUCGGCCAGGAGUUGAAUGCUACUGUCAACAUGACAGUGGAGCUGCAGUAAUCCAACUUCAGUUCCUGAUUAACGAGGGAGCUCUUGUGAGUGCCUUGGCUGAUGACACCUUACACCUGUGGAACUUGCGCCAGAAGAGACCGGCAAUACUUCAUUCGCUCAAAUUCAACCGGGAACGGAUAACGUUUUGUCACCUGCCUUUCCAAAGCAAAUGGCUAUAUGUGGGCACUGAAAGAGGAAACAUUCAUAUUGUCAAUGUGGAAUCAUUUACUCUCUCAGGCUAUGUCAUCAUGUGGAAUAAAGCCAUUGAACUGUCAUCCAAAUCUCACCCAGGACCUGUUGUCCACAUCAGUGACAAUCCAAUGGAUGAAGGAAAGCUUCUGAUUGGCUUUGAAUCUGGGACGGUGGUAUUAUGGGACCUGAAGUCAAAGAAGGCAGAUUACAGAUAUACACAUGAUGAGGCUAUCCACUCUGUGGCUUGGCAUCAUGAGGGAAAACAAUUCAUUUGUAGUCACUCAGAUGGUACCUUGACCAUAUGGAAUGUAAAAUCUCCUACCAAACCAUUCCAGACAAUCACUCCACACGGAAAGCAGCUGAAGGAUGGAAAGAAGCCAGAACCCUGCAAACCUAUCCUUAAGGUGGAAUAUAAAACGACUAGAGCUGGGGAGCCUUUCAUCAUUCUCUCAGGAGGCUUGUCAUAUGACACUGUAGGAAGAAGACCCUGUUUAACAGUCAUGCAUGGGAAAAGUACUGCUGUGCUAGAAAUGGAUUAUUCUAUUGUUGACUUUCUAACCCUGUGUGAAACUCCAUAUCCUAAUGACUUUCAGGAACCAUAUGCUGUAGUUGUUCUCCUAGAAAAGGACUUAGUACUGAUUGAUCUUGCACAAAAUGGGUAUCCUAUAUUUGAGAACCCCUAUCCUUUGACUAUACAUGAGUCUCCAGUUACCUGUUGUGAAUAUUUUGCUGAUUGUCCUGUGGAUCUCAUACCUGCACUCUAUUCAGUUGGUGCUCGACAGAAACGUCAAGGUUACAGUAAGAAGGAAUGGCCUAUCAGUGGCGGCAACUGGGGUGUGAUCACUCAGAGCUAUUCAGAGAUAAUUAUUACAGGGCAUGCUGAUGGAUCAAUCAAGUUUUGGGAUGCGUCAGCAAUAACGCUGCAAGUACUCUAUAAGCUAAAAACAGCCAAAGUAUUUGAAAAAUCACGGAAUAAAGAUGACAGGCCAAACACAGAUAUAGUAGAUGAAGAUCCAUACGCUAUUCAGAUCAUCUCGUGGUGUCCAGAAAGUAGAAUGCUGUGCAUAGCUGGAGUUUCUGCACAUGUCAUUAUUUACAGGUUCAGCAAGCAGGAAGUGACUACAGAAGUCAUUCCGAUGCUGGAAGUACGUCUCCUGUAUGAAAUAAAUGAUGUUGAAACUCCAGAUGGUGAGCAGGUGCCACCUGUACCAACUCCAGGCACAGGUUCCAAUCCUCAAUCCAUUGUUCCCCAGUCUCAUCCAUCUACUAGUAGCAGUUCAUCUGAUGGACUUCGUGAUAAUGUCCCAUGUUUAAAAGUUAAAAAUUCUCCUCUCAAGCAGUCUCCAGGCUACCAAAUCGAGCUCGUUAUCCAGCUGGUGUGGGUGAGUGGAGAACCUCCUCAACAGAUAACCAGCCUAGCCAUCAACUCAGCCUAUGGCCUAGUAGUUUUUGGAAACUGCAAUGGUAUUGCCAUGGUUGAUUACCUCCAGAAGACUGUGCUCUUGAAUCUAGGCACUAUUGAACUGUAUGGCUCCAAUGACCCCUAUCGCAGGGAGCCACGAUCUCCCCGAAAAACUCGGCAGCCAUCUGGAGGUAUGCUGACUGUGGCUUCUUGCAUGUGCGGCCUUUCUAACUUAUAUUCAGAGUCUGUGAAAAAGCUUCGCACCUCUUAUAUAACAGGUCUUUGUGAUAUAAAUGAAGGUACAGUGGUGCCAGAAGACCGCUGCAAGUCACCCACGUCAGGUUCUGGUUCACCAAACAAUUCUGAUGAUGAACAAAAAAUGAAUAAUUUUAUAGAAAAGGUGAAGACCAAAAGCAGAAAGUUUUCCAAGAUGGUUACCAAUGACAUAGCAAAGAUGUCCAGGAAGCUAAGUUUGCCAACUGAGUUAAAGCCUGAUUUAGAUGUCAAAGACAACUCUUUCAGUCGCUCCCGGAGUUCUAGUGUAACUAGCAUUGAUAAAGAGUCACGCGAGGCAAUUUCAGCUCUGCACUUUUGUGAGACUUUCACAAGAAAGGCUGAUACAUCACCUUCCCCAUGCCUGUGGGUUGGCACCACGCUGGGUACCGUGCUUGUCAUUGGACUGAACUUACCCCCAGGAGGAGAACAGAGACUUCUUCAGCCAGUCAUUGUUUCUCCUAGUGGAACCAUCCUGAGGCUAAAAGGGGCAAUCUUGAGAAUGGCUUUUUUGGAUACCACAGGAUCUUUGGUCCCACCAGCACAUGAACCCUGGAGAGAACACUACGAAGAUAAAGAUGAAAAAGAAAAAGCGAAAAAGCGACGACCUGUCUCAGUGUCCCCUUCUUCCUCUCAGGAAAUCAGUGAAAACCAAUAUGCAGUGAUAUGUUCAGAAAAGCAAGCAAAAGUUAUCUCACUGCCAUCCCAGAACUGUAUUUAUAAGCAAAAUAUAACAGAGACUUCUUUUGUUCUUCGUGGAGACAUAGUGUCAUUGAAUAACAGUAUUUGCCUUGCAUGUUUCUGUGCCAAUGGACAUAUUAUGACUUUUAGUUUGCCAAGUUUAAGGCCAUUGUUGGAUGUAUAUUACCUGCCAUUGACCAAUAUGCGGAUAGCCAGAACAUUCUGCUUCACCAAUAAUGGACAAGCACUCUAUCUUGUCUCACCAACUGAAAUACAGAGACUCACCUACAGCCAAGAAACAUGUGAAAAUCUUCAGGAAAUGUUGGGUGAGCUCUUCACUCUUGUAGAAACACCAGAAGCACCAAACAGGGGGUUCUUUAAAGGCCUGUUUGGAGGUGGGGCACAGUCACUUGACAGAGAAGAACUCUUUGGAGAAUCAGCAUCUGGGAAGGCAUCAAGGAGUCUUGCCCAGCAUAUUCCAGGACCUGGGGGUAUUGAAGGUGUCAAAGGUGCAGCAUCUGGUGUGGUUGGUGAACUGGCACGAGCCCGGUUGGCACUGGAUGAAAGAGGACAGAAACUGGGAGAACUGGAAGAAAAAACUGCAGCUAUGCUUUACAGUGCUGAUUCUUUCUCCAAACAUGCUCAUGAGAUGAUGCUGAAGUACAAAGACAAGAAGUGGUACCAAUUCUGAUGACUCUCAUCAAUCACAUCUGUUUAAUUUUGUCCUGAUGAAAAAAAUCUUGUUUUUUCAUUAAUUUUGGCAGGACCACUGAAAUUUAAAGGAGUAUUCACCAUCGGAUACUGUUGUUUCCUAGCACAAAUGACACACUGUUUUACCUCAGUCCUGGCUUUAACUGAGGAGCUUUAUAUCUAAGAAACACACACACACGAAAAAGAAACUUGAGUGUUUCUUAGCUGUUGGUUAGCAUAAAAUUGGAACAGAGAAGGUAACUGGAACAUGUGGAAAAGAGAGUAAAGGGAAAUCGUGGUGAGAUGGGCAGGGGCAAUGCAGGGUCAAUCCUGUGUUAAUAUUUCAUAUGCCAAAAGUUUUUGUGCUAUUGUAAUUGCUGCCAGUGUUAUACCCUCCUGUAAGGAGAGGCAAUAAAUCAGGGGUCCAAGAGCUGGAAUCAAGUUGUUUGUCUUGCUGGACAGUAUCUGACUUACAAUUACCCUCUCCAGGACUCGCUAUAUUUACCGUUAUUGUUGAAGAAGAGUUGAAGUUUGCUGUCACUUCUUUCAUUUGAAAAGCUGGAAGCUUGGAAGAUUUCUUAUUGAAAAUUGUAUACAUAGUUGACUUGUGCAUAGUCUUUUCUUGGACCCCUGAUCUAGUAUUCUUGUAUUCACAUCAUAUUCUGUGACGUGCAAAACAAAAGAAUACGUAAUUUUUGCAUUAAAAAAGUCAAGUGAAUAAUAUGA